CCCGUAAGCUCGUCUCUAACAAGGUUAAGCCAUGUUUUAGUUGAGGCUUAAAAUUCUCCUAUAUCCAUUUAACAUAUUUCACUCCCACCCCUCGUCCCGCACGAGAUCUUCGACCGCCGGACCUCUGCCAAUCUUCAGUUAUCGAAACUUGCUUCUCUACAAACGCGGCGAUCACCGCACCGGGGUGGGGUAGCAUCUCGACUGCCUGGGCCAUUCCGGAGAGAGAGGGGAACAGUCUUGAUCCGGCUCUCCCUCGAGCAUGAUGUCCUAUAUCAAGCAACCUCAUUACGCAGUCAAUGGGCUGACCCUGACCGGCUCGGGAAUGGACCUCUUGCAUUCAGCCGUUGGAUAUCAAACCACUCCACGGAAACAGCGCCGAGAGAGAACCACCUUCACCCGCGCCCAGCUGGACAUCCUGGAAUCUCUCUUCGCCAAGACUCGCUACCCUGACAUCUUCAUGCGGGAAGAGGUAGCGCUGAAGAUCAACCUACCGGAGUCCAGAGUUCAGGUCUGGUUCAAAAAUCGCCGAGCCAAGUGUCGCCAACAGCAGCAGCAGAGCAGUGGCCAAGCCAAGGCCCGGCCAACCAAGAAGAAGAACUCGCCAGCGCGGGACACGAGCUCCGAGACCAACGCCAGCGGUCAUUACAGUCCCACGCCUCCGUGCGCAGGGGUGACUCCCAGUUCGACCUCCAAUGCCACCGUGUCUAUCUGGAGCCCGGCCUCCAUCUCCCCCAUCCCGGACCCCCUGUCCUCCACAGCCUCCUGCAUGCAGCGGUCCGCAGCCUACCCCAUCACCUACAGCCAGGCCCAGGGCUACAGCCAGAGCUACACUGGCUCUUCCUCCUACUUCAGCAGCCUUGACUGUGGCUCCUACCUCUCCCCGAUGCACCCUCAGCUCUCUGCUCCUGGUGCCACACUCAGCCCCCUGGGCACACCGACCAUGGGGGGCCACCUCAGCCAGUCCCCGGCUUCUCUAUCUGCUCAAGGUUAUGGCUCCACUGGACUGGGCUUCAAUACCGUUGACUGCCUGGACUACAAAGACCAAAGCACCUCCUGGAAGCUGAACUUCAGUGCGACUGACUGCUUGGAUUACAAAGACCAGACCUCUUGGAAGUUCCAAGUCUUGUAAACCAGCUGAUCAAGCGAUCAAACCACUGUAUUUCUACCCCCCACCUCUCCCCCCCUCCUUCCCUCCACUAAACCCUCUCGAACCCAAUCGAUGCAAAUCAUAGAAGGCACAAAGCUGGUGGACUCUGAAAGUUUUGCAAAGGAGUUUCAGUAGUGGUGGUCAGUCUGGUCGACGGUCAGAGCUGAACUGGUGUAGGAAAAAAAUCUCUUCCACCUCAGCGUAACAGAGCGAUUUGUGUCGGGGGUCUGUGUUAGCCAGAACUUUGCAAAGACAUCAACGAUCUUGGAAAAAUCUCGAAGCAGUUUGCACCUGUUCACUCCAAACUUCCCCGCUCUCAAUGAACUGCUGCUCGCAAAUGCUUUGAGGGGGAAAGAUUUCCACAGUCAGGGAACACUGACCAGAACCUACCAUUUUACUUUCUGCAUUAGAAGAAGACAGAAAAGCAGUCAAGACAGAUUGGCUUUCUGAAUGCAAACAACCCUGCUGCAUAAACACUGCUGGUGUUCAGCUGAACUGCUUGGGUGGGUGCAGAGGUGGGUUAAUGAGAACAUUUAGUUUGGUUAACCUAGUCAAAGUAUCUUAGGACUUCUCCCCGUCUCAGUAUGUCCCUUCCUCUUUUUUGUGUGUGUUUUUUUUCUUGUUUCAAUUUUUUGAGACUUUUUACAAAACAAGAAUUACCUUAGAAGAUUAUUGACAGCGAGCUAUGGAUUAUAGCUUGUUAGGUGAUUGUGUGAGAGAAGUGAUUAGCAAAUUUGUAGAAACACACAGUCUCACUCAGGGGAUGUUUAAAGAUAUAUGUUAUUUAUACAGAGGAGGAGCUGGCUCUAUAUGAGAAUUGGCACCUGUUCCUCCAGUCGUAUUUUGCAAUAUCAGCCUCCUUGUCGCGAAGGUCAGUGACACUGGUAAUGUAUUGGCUUCAUGAGGGAGACCCGUUCCGGGGAAUUGUUCUUCCCUUGGUCGCUCUUCUGGGAGUGCCCAGCUGUGGGGGGACACGGAGCUCUUCCCCACUGCUGUUCCCAUUCUUAUUGUCCAUUUGGGAAUUCUCUCUUACCCUUCACAGAGCAACUAAAUUCGAGCAACAGAUGCACACUUCCUGUGGGAGAUGGCGUCAGGUUGGGAGGUGCCGAGACCCAUUCCUUUAGUUAAGGAUGUUGCUGGCAAGGCCAACUUCCAACGCCCCCCCCCCCAGCCCUCAUCUCUUGAAAAAGUAGGGGAGGGGGGUGGCAGAGCUCUCUGUGAUCCACGUGGUGAAGGUGUUCCCACGGUGCUGUUGGGGAGGGAAUCCAGGAUUCGGAUGCAGUGACAAUGAAGGAGCAGCGAUCUAUUUCUGAGCCAGGAUGUUGGGUUUGGGAGGCGCUGUCAGAGAUUUGGGGGGGGGGGGGGGGAAUGCAGCGGGAGCUGAGACGUGGUGUGGUGUCCGUAAGGAUGGCCAUCGUUCUGCACCACAAUCCUGCCCAUUGUGGGCUGUGACCAGGCUGAGGCACUCGUCUACCUCCUUUUGAACCUGAUAUUGUGAAAGCAGCACGGGCCGAAGCCAGGUAUCCCAGUCAAACCAGUGGUCUUCUUCCCCUUCACUUGCUCCAGGCCCAGUGCUGACCGAGCCACCACAGAGGUGAAUGUUCAGGUGAGAAAUUGUUGGUGCCACACACACCUUGCCCCAGGAUGAUGGGGCACCCAAGGGUGAGAUUGGAUACGUUGAGAUGAAUUUUCAUCUCUUGGGACGCACCAAGGUAGAAAAAGAAUGGGAUGAUUGUGCAAUGGGAUUCCAAAACUGGAGACCUCAGCAUGAUUUUCAGAUCUGCAAAGAAUAUCUGAGACAGACUUUGUUCGUCUCUCUUCCUCUUGGUCAUUUCAAAGCUUAUUUAUCAGGAGAAAACUCCUGCUCAGAACUUGAAAGUCAUAGAUUUUUUGUUUAAGAAAGAAAACUGGCUCUUGGCCAUCUUAAGGGAGCAAGAGCAAAGCAAAAGCAGUGAGAUUCCAGAGCUCAGAUACCAAUGGUGGAAUGAUGUAAUGGGAGAUGAGCAAGAGGCCAAAACUGGGGGAGUGUGGCAAUCUCAGAAGGUUGUAGGAGUGGAGCAGCUUGCAGUGAUGGGGAUGGGUUUUGAAUGCAGGGAUAAGUGUUCUGAAAUGAAAGUGUUACCAGUCUGAGAACCAGUACAUGCCAACGUACACAGAGUGAACGUUUUUGCGUACAUUAGAAUGUGUAAGAUCUGGUUCUCCGGCUUCACUCUCUUUAAUUGGUAGAGGGGGGCUACCAAUCAGUGUUAAUUGCCAGCAGUUUAUGUGUGGGGUAAGCAUAAGAAAACAAGAAAAUAGGAGCAGGAGGAGACCAUUCGGCCCCUCAAGCCUAACCUGCCAUUCAAUAUGAUCAUGGCUGAUCUGUCCCAGGCCUCAUCUCCUCUUCUUUGCCAGUUCCCUGUUGCCCUCAAUUCCCCAAUCUUUCAAAAAUACCCCUAAUAAUCCAGCCUCCACACAGCUCCAGGGUAGAGAAAUCCCUGAGGUUCACCACUCUCUUUGAGAAGAAGUUCCUAUACAUCUCAAUUUUCAGUGAGGCAUUGCUGGGCCUGUUACUCUGUGCCCCUCAUUUCAGGCUCUCCCACCUGUCGAAACAUCUCAACAUCAGCCCUGUCAUGCCCUCUAAGGAUCUUAUACAUAAAGGAAAGCGAGGGAAGGGUUUGCAGAUAUUGUUAUGGCUAUUUUAGGAAAGGAGGGUUUCAGUAAUGAUUGCAAGGUUGCAAAUAUCAUUGGCACAAAAACAAUGUUUGAUUGCAUCAACUUGCAUGCUGAAUUCACAACCCUCCUUCUGUAUAUGGACCUCUUUUUUAUCGUUUACAGGGAAGACAAUGUUUUUUUUGGGAGAGGAAACACAAGACUAACUUCCCCUUCGGUGGCUUCACUGGAAUAAAGUUGGGAAAGCUUUUUGAAGGGCAUUCAGUAAAUCUGGGCACUCUCAAGUCUGACCUUCCUGGCGAGCCACAGAAAGACAAUGUUUUUAUUGUUUAACUGCUGGGAAACGCUGUUGAGGGUGAGGACCGGGUCACAUCCAAUCAAACCACUGGUCCUGAGGCACAGUUUUCUGCUGCACCCGUAUCCACUGUUCCGGUGUAAAUAUACACCACAAAUCUGCCUAUCUCUACCAACCAAGGACAAUCUCACCUUCACAUGAAGCUGUAUCUUAUAUAUUUGUAAAAGAAAGGCUAAUAAAUAGAACAGCAAUAAUUUAACAUUAAAUAGAACAUCUCAUCCAGUUAUUAAAAAAAUAACUUUUACACUGGGGAUUAAGUAAAUCAUUUUUUGUCAGUUAAAUUGUUUUUAGUGUUACUUUAAAGCAUAAAAAAAACCUAAUCCCUUUUUAGAAGUACAAUGUUUUGCUUUGGUAAUAUGUGCUAAUUAAGUAGCAUGAAGUAGGCUUUGCACAGA
Messenger RNA from Pristis pectinata (smalltooth sawfish), 4549 nucleotides. RefSeq names its product homeobox protein otx5. Gene Ontology annotation, biological process: regulation of transcription by RNA polymerase II; multicellular organism development. NCBI's taxonomy places the organism in Eukaryota, Metazoa, Chordata, Chondrichthyes, Rhinopristiformes, Pristidae. Bases 260 to 1129 code for a protein of 289 amino acids. Gene Ontology annotation, cellular component: nucleus. The transcript has 5 exons. Gene Ontology annotation, molecular function: RNA polymerase II cis-regulatory region sequence-specific DNA binding; DNA-binding transcription factor activity, RNA polymerase II-specific. The record is from RefSeq and is a predicted model, not a curated record.